Acaulospora colombiana is the source of this 529-nucleotide messenger RNA. NCBI's taxonomy places the organism in Eukaryota, Fungi, Glomeromycota, Glomeromycetes, Diversisporales, Acaulosporaceae. The record is from the annotation of a GenBank genome assembly.
AUGAGCAAGGGAACCGUUCUGCUCCUAAAGGAAAGACAAAAAUCCCAAGAAAACAUAGAUAACAAUGCGAGUCAGCCUUCGGAUGCGUACGAGACCAAACUUUCCUCGCUUUCAUACUCGUGCGUGUUUCUACCUGUCUUAUCUCAUUGCUUGUUAAAUAUAGAAGAGCUGGCGGAAAUAUUAAAGAAAGGGCCCGAAAAUAUAUAUUGUGGAGUUAUAGUUACUAGUCAGAUAGCUGUUGAAGGAUUAAGACUUGCAUGGAUGAAAGCCUUCGACCUUACUGCUGACGGCAAUGUAUCAACAUUAUGGAAAAAUCUGCCAUUCUUUGCCGUAGGAAAGUCAACUUCAAAAAUGUUGAGAGAUUCUGAUUUUAACGUGCUCGAUCCAGAAUCCACGAGGUCAGGCAACUCGGAACUGCUUGCAGAAUACAUAAUUCAGUUCAUGGAUGAAAAUAAAAUAUCAAGCGUUCAACCGGGGGCCUCGCUUUUGUUUCUUGUCGGCGAUAAACGCCGCAACGAGCUUCCCUCGC